Molecule: messenger RNA, 1356 nt
Organism: Microstroma glucosiphilum
Lineage: Eukaryota; Fungi; Basidiomycota; Exobasidiomycetes; Microstromatales; Microstromataceae
Product: RNA-binding domain-containing protein
Exons: 4
Coding region: 100-1254 (384 amino acids)
Molecular function (GO): RNA binding
Source: RefSeq, a predicted model, not a curated record
AUUCGACACUGACCAAUACUCUCUAUCUGCCCUCCUCGAAUUGCAGAUUCACUCAGGCAAUAUUUCUCACAGUUCGGUAAAGUACUCGACUGCAACAUCAUGAAGGACCCAAACACCGGCACCUCGAGAGGUUUCGGUUUCCUCAAAUUCGAGGACGCAAAGGCCGUCAACGGCGUCAUGGUCAGGGAACAUUGGCUCGACGGAAAGAUCAUCGAUCCCAAGCGGGCCAUCCCUCGAGACUCCUCGUCCAAGUCGUCCAAGAUCUUCGUCGGUGGUAUCCCUCCCAUCACAACCAGCGAAUCGUUCCGUCGCUGCUUCACUCAAUUUGGACCAAUCCUUGACCACAAUCUCAUGAUGGACAAGGAGACGCAGAAGCCUAGAGGAUUUGGAUUCGUCACCUUUGAGAGCGAGGACUCUGGCAGGAGAGCUCUGGAGAUGGACGGCCAAGUCAUCCUUGACGGCAAGAAUGUUGACAUCCGGCGAGCUACAUCAAAGAAUGCCCCUGGAUCGAACAACAAUCAGGACUCGGGCGCUUCCUCCAACAACAACCGUCGCAAUAAUCAAUCCGAUCAGUCCGCCACUUCAGACUUCUCCGUAGCCCAAACAGGCAUGCAAGGCGGUGGCUUCAACCCCAUGAUGGCAGCCUCUGGAGCAGGCGGGAUGGACGUGAACGCCAUGUCCAACCUCUUUGCUCAGAAUGGAUGGGGCACAGGCCACUGGAACCCAGCCAUGAUGCAGCAGAUGCUCAUGACUGCUGCGGCCCAAGGUGGCGGCGCAGCUGGAGGUGGCAACCAGUGGAACCCGAUGAUGAUGGGCAACAGUCAGUGGAUGGGCGGAGGCGGUCAAGGCUACGGUGGCGGCGCCGCAGGCGGCGGCUAUGGGCAACAGCAACAACGCGGCGCAGGAAACUACGGCGGUAUGAACCGGGGCGGAUCUGCAGGAGCCAUGGGCCAAGGCGCAGCGCAGCAAGGAUACCAACGCAACACUACCUCUCGAGCUACACCUACUGGGCCCUCAGGCCAGGGUCUACCCGCUCGCAGUGGCCUGCCCCUCCGACCCUCGCCGGCAGCUGGCGGCAGUGCUGGUGCGAGGAGUCCCGCAGGUGCCAGUGCAGCAGGGGAUGGAGCUCGGGGCAGGGAUGUCAGUGGGAGCUCCAGUGUAGCCGCUGACCCUUGGAAGAGGGAGAGGAGCCCUUCCCGUCGGGCUGCUGGAGGUGGAGGUGGGGGUGCGUACGAGGACAGGCCGGUGAGGUGAGGUGAGUCGAGGCAAGCUAAGCUAGGCUCAGCUGAGGCGAAGCGGCACUCGCAUUCGCAAGGGGAAUGGGACGGAGAGGUUCGAUUCUUCAUGUACACCGUC